AUGAAUCCUGUUGAUAUCCAUCAGCGGGAUGUCUCUAAUAUAUUGACAACCCUUCAAACAGAAAUAGACGUGCUGAAAGAUAAAAUGGAAAAAAAUCCGAAUGAUGCUGAAUUUUAUAAAAAUCAAAUUUCAAAAUUACUUGAAGAAGCAGAAAGAGACUUAAGGCUUAAAACACAAGCAAUUAAUCGAGCCAAGCUUUCUCAAUCUCGAGUAUUACCAAUGAAUACGCCAACACCUGCAGAAUUAAGAAUGGAUGCUAUAACACAUCAUGAUGUUUCUCAUAAAAAAUCAACAGCAAGACGUCCAAAAACUACAAUUACUCGUGUAGACCCAAUAAGACAACCAAAAAGUCCAAAAAUUCAAUUACCAUCUAAUAAAAAUAUUUCAAGUAGACCUACAACUUCAUAUCGACCAACCUCUGUUAUGAAUCAACCUAAAACAGAAGCAAUACAGCCAUUAACUACAACAACACUUCGAUCUUUUGAUUAUCGACCUCAAACUCAAAUGGUUAUGAAAAGAACACGCAAAAUACCAGAUUUAGUAACUCAUUUACACCCUGUUGAUCGUCAUGACCCUGGAAUUACUCCUCCUCCAGUAACAAAUGAUGAUAUUGACAAAUUUGGCGUUGAAAGACUUGUUGAUACAGGAUACAUCAAGAAGAAUAACGUCAAUCCUCAAUUCGAUGGUCUUUUGACUGUUUCUAAGUAUGUUGGCGAUAUGACUAAAAUUCCAUUUGAACCUAACAACAAUUUCGUACUUGAUGAUACUCCUGAUACAUCUCCAUUAUUUGAUAUGAACAACACCCAACCAAUUAAUCCAAUACAACCAUCACAACCUGAAGAUGAGAAUAAUCUUGAAACAAAACGUCGACUUACAUUCCUUUUGAUCAAUGGAGAACCACUUCAAUCACAAGAUUACUACGCAUUCAGACGUGCUUAUGCUUCGCAAUGGGAGCAAAUGACAAUUUUGUUGAAUAUGUUGAAACAUUUUUGUGAACAAAAUGGAAUUUCUCGUCAAACUGUUGAUUGUGAACGUCUUGCAGAACUUGGAAGGUUCGAACUUGAUGAGAUUUCUGAUUCAAAGAUUGAGAGAUGUUUCUUAGAUCCAUUAGAUCACAAGAAACACAAGAGAUUAAUUCAUUUAGAUGGUCCAGAUGCAGAACACAAUGCUGCCAUCAUGAUACAAAGUGUUUGGAGAGGUUUUGUUGCUAGAAGACAAAUCAGAGCAAUCAUGAGAAACAACGCUGCCGCAAGAAUGAUACAGAGACAGUUUAGAACAUUUGUAAUUGUUACAAAAUUCAAAGCGAAAUUAUUCAAAGAACAUAAUAAUCUUAUUUCUAAAUAUGAACAAAAGAAUUUAGAUACAACAGCUAAUUCAUUUGAUGUUCCUCAUGUACAAGUGCAUUUCAUUAAUAGCUAUAACUCUGUAGAACUUGGAAGAUUGUCAUAUUUAGCGAACAAAAACACAACUUUAGUUUUGUUCACACAUAAUUCAUUUCCUACUGAUGUUACAACAUUAAUUACUAAGUUUACUGAAAAUGAUUUGAACUUACACAUCAUGCCAACACAUUUCAAUCUUCCUGAUAAUAUUAACUUAGAAGAAAUCUUCUCAAUGGAUAUCCCUAUUAUCACAAAAAUCAAACAGAUUGCAAACAAACAUCCAAUAUUUAUUUUCCCUCAAAUCAACAAAAUUUCUUUGAUUGAUGUUUCUGAAAAGAUGGGAGCAGACAUUAUGGCUCCUUCCCCAAACAAAUACAUCAUGUUUGAUACAAGACAGUCUAUUUUGAGAUUGUUGAACAGCGCCGGCCUGAAAACAUUCGAAACAUCAGAAAGAAUUUAUGAAAGACAGGUUUUGGUAAAAACAAUUACACAGUUAUGCGUUUCUCUGCAGAAAAUAAUUAAUUGGAGAUUGAGAUUACCUGAUGGAACUUGUGCAUGGUAUGGUAUUAAUGAUUUCACGUUAAUUGAUCAACUUAUUGCCAAUAAAAAUGUUUUGUCUCCUGAAGAUAUCGAAGAUCCUAAUUUCAUUGGUUUAUUGGAGCAAUCAAUUACAAAUGAUUUGCCAAAGGUUUUGAAUUUGACAUCAAGUUUUACAAACACAGAUCAGUUCAUAAGGAAGUUUGUAAGUAAUGGAGGAACUAUUGAAGCAUUGCCAUUGAAUACUAAAUCAUAUAUCUGCGCAAGUUUCUUUGUUCCAAGAUUAGGAAGUCCACAAAUAUUAGGUACAUGGGAAACAAUUUAUUUGUCAGCUUUUGAACCAUUUGCUUCAAUUCACCCUGCAUUUUCUGUUAACAGAGAACGCUUGAAGAAGAGAAUUAUGAAGAUAGCAAACCAAUGCUCUGUUAAGAGAUUGCUUGGUGUCAAUACAAUCAAGUUCUUCUAUGGAACACACGUGAAUUACAAUGUUAAAACUGAUGAAGAUCCGAACUAUAAGAUGAAAUUUGUUGCUGAUGAUUUAGUUUUGUGUUCAAUGGAAGAAUAUCUACCGGAAUUAGUAUCAGACAUGAUUACUAAAUCUAAAUUCGAUCCAGAAUCAAUGAGUAUUGGCCCAGCAACAUAUACUUAUGUACAGAGUUUAGUUGAAUUACCAACAGAAAUUGAUUUCCUCGAAUUCAAAGAGAAAUUGACUGAAAAUGAUAUUGCAGUUGAUUCCAAAGUCUUUUUAUUGCCACAUUUGAAGAGAAAAGAUGCUGUUGGAUUAGCUGUUUUCGAACAAUCAGUUGAUAGAUUGAUCAAUGUUGUAUUCAGAGUAUUUACUGUCAUAACAAGUUCAAUCUUCGAAAUCGAAGAAGAUUGUGAUGCAAAAGUUGUGAGUUACCUGAAGGCAAUUUCCUUCUUGAAAGGACAACUCGAAAGCGGUGGAGAAAUCCAAUCAACAUCACUCGCUAGAAAGAUGUCUGGACUACAGAUUCCAAAGAAGUCCAGCUUAAGAAUGUUUAGAUUCGAUAGCUUAGUUGUCAAAGAGCCAACUACUGAUAUUUAA
Messenger RNA from Trichomonas vaginalis G3, 2982 nucleotides. Its product is annotated as IQ domain-containing protein H family. NCBI's taxonomy places the organism in Eukaryota, Parabasalia, Trichomonadida, Trichomonadidae. The coding region runs from base 1 to 2982 and encodes 993 amino acids. The transcript has a single exon. Gene Ontology annotation, molecular function: protein binding. The record is from RefSeq and is a predicted model, not a curated record.